Molecule: messenger RNA, 2068 nt
Organism: Oncorhynchus keta (chum salmon)
Lineage: Eukaryota; Metazoa; Chordata; Actinopteri; Salmoniformes; Salmonidae
Gene: rab33a
Product: RAB33A, member RAS oncogene family
Exons: 2
Coding region: 103-822 (239 amino acids)
Biological process (GO): Rab protein signal transduction
Cellular component (GO): Golgi apparatus; endosome
Molecular function (GO): GTPase activity; GTP binding
Source: RefSeq, a predicted model, not a curated record
GCUGCUUGUGAGGGAGUGGGUCGCUGUUGUUGCGGUGCCUGGCUGCCUCACCUUCCCCCAUCCGCGAGACCAGUGCACAACUGUGUACAUCAUUUUAGCGUAAUGGCAAAUGAAUCUUUUGGAAAUGAGGGAGGUACCGGUUCGAGAAACUCAAGAAAUACACAUUUCACAUCAUCUGUGGAUCUCAGCACGUCCUUAGAUUCAAGUGUUCAGACUCGAAUAUUUAAAAUAAUUGUAAUCGGGGAUUCAAAUGUAGGGAAGACCUGCUUAACCUUCCGCUUCACCGGGGGAAGCUUUCCCGAGAAGACGGAGGCGACAAUCGGUGUGGAUUUCAGGGAGAAAGCAGUGGAAAUAGAGGGCGAAAAAAUUAAGGUUCAGGUGUGGGACACUGCAGGACAGGAGCGCUUCAGAAAGAGCAUGGUAGAACACUACUACCGCAAUGUGCACGCUGUCGUUUUCGUUUACGACGUCACCAAGAUGGCCUCAUUCCAGAACCUGAAGACGUGGAUCCAGGAGUGCAACGGGCACCGUGUCUCACCCACUGUGCCUCGGGUACUGGUGGGUAACAAGUGUGACCUGGUUAGUCAUAUCCAAGUACCCUCCAACACUGCCCUCAAGUUUGCAGAUGCCCACAACAUGCUGCUGUUUGAGACCUCAGCGAAGGACCCCAAGGAGAGCCAAAAUGUGGACUCCAUUUUCAUGUGCCUGGCAUGUCGGCUGAAAGCCCAGAAGUCCCUGCUGUACAGGGAUGUUGAGAGGGAGGAUGGAAGGGUUAGGCUUUCACAAGAGACAGAUGUUAAUAAGAGUAACUGCCCUUGUUGAGGCUCCUCCUCUCUGCAAUGAUUCCUUAUCUCCUUGUAAUACUGCUGUGACUUGAAUUGAACAAUUUAACAUAGACAACAAAACGUGAAGAUACUGUUCUAAUGUUAACACUUCUUGAAAGAAUGUGCCUGCAGUUAUUUCAGUUUUUCUUCUUAAAAAUUAUAAUAGUGUUUUGCUGUCUGUCUGUCUGUCUGUCUGUCUGUCUGUCUGUCUGUCUGUCUGACCCUCUCUUGUUUUACUCUCUUUCUUUGAUAUGUUAUCAUUAUCACAUUCUGUAAUAAUGGCCUUAAGUCAAGAGAGGUCAUCCUGUGGUGUUUGUAAAGUAUGUUAAUUUAUUUUGUAUUUGAGUUGUACGUGUCUGUACAUGACUGCUGUCGGUAUUAUCAUGUCUGUACAUGACUGCUGUCGGUAUUAUCAUGUCUGUACAUGACUGCUGUCGGUAUUAUCAUGUCUGUACAUGACUGCUGUCGGUAUUAUCAUGUCUGUACAUGACUGCUGUCGGUAUUAUCAUGUCUGUACAUGACUGCUGUCGGUAUUAUCAUGUAUGUACAUGUCUGCAGUCGGUAUUAUCAUGUAUGUGCAUGACUGCUGUCGGUAUUAUCAUGUAUGUGCAUGACUGCUGACGGUAUUAUCAUGUCUGUACAUGACUGCUGUCGGUAUUAUCAUGUCUGUACAUGACUGCUGUCGGUAUUAUCAUGUAUGUACAUGUCUGCAGUCGGUAUUAUCAUGUAUGUGCAUGACUGCUGUCGGUAUUAUCAUGUCUGUACAUGACUGCUGUCGGUAUUAUCAUGUAUGUACAUGACUGCUGUCGGUAUUAUCAUGUAUGUACAUGACUGCUGUCAGUAUUAUUGUUUCAUGCAAUAUACUUGUGUGUAACAUGAUUGUCACAAUCUCACAAAGGGACUUUCAUAAAGACUAUUUGCGCUUCAGACUGACGUACUGUAUAUGUGCUGUAAUCGUUUUACAUUUGUUCAGUAUAUUUAUUUGUUUUUUAACUAUAUUUUAAGACAUAUCCACUAAUAAUCCUUCAGAUCGAAUUGUCAUAACCAUAAUGCAGAGGAUGGGGAGGCAACGAUGCUAGUUAGCCCAAUACCCUUCCCCCGCCCCACCAGGGGUUUCUCUGGCUUCAGGUCUGCUAUUUCUGCUUUCUGUUUUCUCUCCAUUGAUCAUCAUCAUAUUUCUGAUCGUCAUCAAAACAUUCAAUUUGUGACCGUUUCCUGUCUUUGCCUCAAAAUUAAAUAUUCAA